GGAUAUACCAGCUGCCCUAAAUGUGGCAAAACAAAUGUUUGAGAAUACAACAACUGGCCGGAGACAGGAUGUCACUGGGUUACUUAUUCUUAUGACAGAUGGGCAAACGCCUGAUUUUGCUGCAAGUAUCGAGGCUGCAAAAGGUUUAAAGGACAAACAGAUAAUAAUCUAUACAGCUGGCGUCGGGUAUGGCGUUAACAUUCAAGAAUUACAGGGUAUUGCAUCUAAUAUAUCGUAUUACUUCAGCACCGAUGAUUAUGAUUCACUAAAUAAACUCACGGGACCGAUCACUCAGUCAGCAUGUAAAGAUAUCAAUGGGUGCAUAUGUUACAAUGGUGGGACCUGUACAUCAGAAUACCUAGUAAAUAAAUGUAUAUGUACAGGAGCAUAUACAGGAUCUUAUUGCGAAACUCCAAUAUGUGACACAAACGUGUGUAAAAACGGCCACUGUAGCGUUACUGGCGACAAUUGGUUUUGUACAUGUGAGUCUGGUUACGUCGGAACAGUAUGUGAUGCUAAAUGCGAAUGCUAUAAUGGCGCUACUUGUACAGCAACAAAUCCUGGAUAUAAAUGUGACUGUCCAGUAAUAUAUACAGGAUUUCAUUGCGAGACAUCAAUAUGUGAUACAGCACCCUGCGAACAUGGUGAUUGCAGCAUCACCGGUGACAACUGGCUGUGUACUUGUAUACCUGGAUACACUGGAAGAACCUGUGAAUUUAAUAUUGAUGAAUGCGAGAGUUCACCUUGCCAGAAUGGAGCCACAUGUCGUGAUUGGGUUAAUGCUUUCUCGUGUGAUUGUCCACCUAGAUAUUACGGCAUUUACUGUGAAACAGGCAUAUGCCAGCCUUCAGUAGCUGAUCUUGUCUUUGUGCUCGACUCGUCGGCAAGCCAGACAAAAGAAGAAUUUGGAAAACAAUUAGAAUUUAUCAAUAAGUUUAUUGACAGAAUUGUCAUUGGAGAGAGAAAUCUACAAGUGGCUGUUGUCACAUAUUCUUUUGAAGCAGUAACCGAGAUUUCAUUAGGACAAUAUACUGAUAAUAUCACAUUAAAAGAUGCGAUACGACAAAUUAAAUACAGACCAGGAGCAACGUUUACAAACAAAGGGCUUGAAAAAGCAAAAGAGGUUUUUGACAGUACUUCAAGAUUUAGACCAUUUGGUCAUUUCGCAAAACGAUACGCUUUUGUCUUGACCGAUGGUAUGUCCACCAAUAGAAGGGCUACUGCUGAAGCGGCUCGAAGAUUGAAAACGACAGUAACCCACGUUUUAGCUAUCGGAAUAGGCAAAGAAGUAUCUCAUCAAGAACUUAUAAAUAUAGCAACGACGGAAAAUACUGGGCGUAAGUUUGUUUAUUCUGUGCAAAACUUUGAUGCAUUGUACACCGUGAUAAAAGAACUGGUCCACCUAACAUGUGAAGAAUGCUCAUGGAAGACAUCUUCGGACAUUGUUUUCUUAUUAGACAUGUCCGCCAAAAUGUCGGCUAAUGAUUUCCAAACUGGUUUAAAUGCAAUAACAUAUCUUACUGACAAGACAUCACAAAUGGAAACUGAAAAUAACACCGUGAGAAUUGCUUUAGUAACAUACGGUGUGGAAGCCGACGCUCAGUUAUACAGAGGUUUAAAUGAUGAAGAAACAAAACAAGUUUUCCUAUUCUCUAUUCAAAAGCUUGUACAGUCCGAUGGAUAUUGUCUGUCGCAAUCAAAUUCGUGUAAUAAAUCAAAGCUGCUUGAAGCCUUAAACUACACUGACAAACAUAUUUUUAAUACAACCAGAGAAUCUGGAAGUAGAGAAAUAGUUAUUGUUUUAUCCGAUGGUCAUGACCACGUCAGUGAUGAGAUGAGAGCUGUACUGGACAGUAUGGUUGAAAAGGGCAGGUCAAUAUAUUCCAUCGCUCUAGGGGAACGUGCAGACAUAAGUAAUCUACAGAAUAUUGUUGGUGACCCCGCGCUGGUUUUCUCAGUAUACGAUGAUUCAACUAUUCAAAUAUUAGAUGCACUAACAACAGAGUUUUUUUUCAACUCUUGUGACCUUUCAAACGACUUUCUUGAUAGUAGAUUAGAUAUUUCCGUUGCUCUUGGUAUUUUUUUCAGGUAUCCAAAUGGAGGUACAAAUAUUCAAACCGCCUUUGACACUGCAGCUCAAAUGUUUCAGAUUUCAAGUCCAGGCCGCAGAGGAAGUGUCACUGGGAUAUUUAUUCUUAUGACAGAUGGACAUUCAAGUAAUAUACAGGAGAGUAUUGAUGCUGCACUAAGGCUUAAGAACAUGGGCAUAACCAUCUAUACAGCUGGUGUUGGGUCAGGUGUUAACGUUGAAGAAUUACAAAGGGCGGCAACAUAUCCAUCGUACUAUUUCAACACGGCCAGCUAUACUUCACUUCAAUAUCUAGAGGGACCGAUCACAAUGUCAGCAUGCGAAGAUCUUGACGGAUGUGUCUGUUAUAAUGGCGGUUCAUGCACAGCUGGGUACAAGUGUGAGUGUCCUGCUAUAUACACAGGGUAUUACUGCAUGACACCAAUAUGUGAGACGUCUCCGUGCAUGAACGGUGGAGUAUGUAUGGUUUCUAGCGGCAAUUGGUUCUGUAUUUGUCAGCCUGGAUACACAGGGUCAACGUGUGACACUGAUAUUGAUGAAUGUCAGAGUUCACCGUGCCAGAAUGGAGCCACAUGUCGUGAUUGGGUUAACUCUUUCUCGUGUGAUUGUCCACCUAGAUUGUACGGCAUUUACUGUGAAACAGGGAUAUGUCAGCCAUCAGUAGCCGAUCUUGUAUUUGUGCUCGACUCGUCGGCAAGCCAAACAAAAGAAGAAUUUGGAAAACAACUAGAAUUUAUCAAUAAGUUUAUUGACAGAAUUGUCAUUGGAGAGAGAAAUCUACAAGUGGCUGUUGUCACAUAUUCUUUUGAAGCAACAAAUAAAAAAACAGACCAGGGCAACGUUUUACAGGACCAAAUGGGCUUGAAAAAAGCAAAAGAGGUUUUUGACAAUACUUCAAGGUUGAGACCAUUUGGUCAUGUCGCAAAACGUUACGCUUUUGUCUUGACCGAUGGUAUGUCCACUAAUAGAAGGGCUACUGCUGAAGCGGCUAGGAAUUUGAAAACAACAAUAGACCACGUUUUAGCUAUCGGAAUAGGCAAGGAAGUAUCUCAUGAGGAAUUGAUAAAUAUAGCAUCGACGGAAUAUACUGGACGUAAGUUUGUUUAUUCUGUGCAAAACUUUGAUGCGUUGUACACCGUUGUGAAAGAACUGGUCCACCUAACAUGUGACGAAUGCUCUUGGAUGACAUCAUCGGACAUUGUUUUCUUAUUAGACAUGUCCGCCAAAAUGUCGGCUAAUGAUUUUCAAACUGGUUUAAACGCAAUAACAUAUCUUACUGACAAGACAUCACAAAUGGAAACUGAAAAAAACACCGUGAGAAUUGCUUUAGUAACAUAUGGUGUGGAAGCCGAUGCUCAGGUUUACAGAGGUUUAAAUGAUGAAGAAACAAAACAAGACUUCCUAUUCUCGAUUCAAAGGCUUGUACAGUCCGAUGGAUAUUGUCUAUCGGAAUCAAAUUCAUGUGAUAAAUCAAAGCUGCUUGAAGCCUUAAACUACACUGACAAACAUAUUUUUAAUACAACCAGAGAAUCUGGAAGUAGAGAAAUAGUUAUUGUUUUAUCCGAUGGUCAUGACCACGUCACUGAUGAGAUGAGAGCUGCACUGGACAGUAUGGUUGAAAAGGGCAGGUCAAUAUAUUCCAUCGCUUUAGGAGAAGGUGCGGACAUAAGUAAUCUACAGAAUAUUGUUGGUGACCCCGCACUGGUUUUCUCAGUCUACGAUGAUUCAACUAUUAAAACAUUAGAUGCUCUAACUACAGAGUUCUUUUUCAACUCUUGUGAACUUUCAAACGACUUUCUUGGUGGUAAUAAUUAG
Messenger RNA from Ruditapes philippinarum (Manila clam), 3904 nucleotides. RefSeq lists its product as uncharacterized. Gene Ontology annotation, molecular function: calcium ion binding. The transcript has 19 exons. Bases 35 to 3904 code for a protein of 1289 amino acids. The record is from RefSeq and is a predicted model, not a curated record. NCBI's taxonomy places the organism in Eukaryota, Metazoa, Mollusca, Bivalvia, Venerida, Veneridae.